Messenger RNA from Geodia barretti, 373 nucleotides. Lineage: Eukaryota; Metazoa; Porifera; Demospongiae; Tetractinellida; Geodiidae. The record is from the annotation of a GenBank genome assembly.
CUUACUUUCCUCUCGACAAUGACUUCACUAUUAUACGUCAUAACUAGCAGAAUGUCAUCUACAUGUUGCAGGUGUUCCUGGUGUCAAGCCAGAGAGGAUGGAGGAGGGUAUGGAGGCCAAGCACUGUGCCCUGUCUCUGGUGGGAGAGCCUAUCAUGUACCCUGAGAUCAACACCCUCAUUGGACUCCUACAUGAUAGAGGAAUAUCAACAUUCCUUGUAACCAAUGCCCAGUUCCCUGAUUCUAUUAGGAGUCUGGUGCCCGUGACCCAGCUGUAUGUGAGUGUUGAUGCCAGUACAAAGGAGAGCCUCAAGAAGAUUGACCGCCCUCUGUUUAGGGACUUCUGGCCACGGUUCAUUAGUAGUCUUGAGGCC